Molecule: messenger RNA, 582 nt
Organism: Leptosomus discolor (cuckoo roller)
Lineage: Eukaryota; Metazoa; Chordata; Aves; Leptosomiformes; Leptosomidae
Source: RefSeq, a predicted model, not a curated record
GUUAUGAGGGCACUGGGUCAGUCCUGAUGUCCCCUGUUCCCCAUCAGAUGUUGCCCUACAUGAACGUGGGCACUUUGUCCCGGACGGAGCUGCAGUUACUGAACCAGCUGCACUGCAGGCGGAAAAGACGGCAUCGGACCAUCUUCACUGACGAGCAGCUAGAAGCGCUGGAAAACCUCUUCCAGGAAACGAAAUACCCAGACGUGGGCACCAGGGAACAACUGGCCAGAAGAGUGCACUUAAGAGAGGAAAAAGUGGAGGUUUGGUUCAAAAACCGCCGGGCAAAGUGGAGGAGGCAAAAGCGGUCGUCUUCGGAGGAGUCAGAAAACGCACAAAAAUGGAAUAAAGCGUCUAAAACGUCUCCGGAGAAGAGACAAGAGGAUGGGAAAAGUGAUUUGGACUCCGACAGCUGAUAGCUCGCCGAGAGGGACAUUUCCCGUGGACUGUCGGAUACGCUCCAGAGGAUGCUACUAAUCUUGCACAAGCUCUGCCUUGUCGGAGGGGGAAAGUAUCUGUAUAUAAAGUACAAUGCCCCGAGUUGAUUUCAUGUAAAUAAAAUGUGUUGCGGAGGUGUUGCACAGG